AACAUGUCCCACCCGCUCAGCAACAAGAUGUUCUGCAUGAAGGACCAGAACGAACCUUCAGGCAGGACGCUGACCGUUCUCUCCGAGAACAAAACUCAGCCGUUGGUGGGUCAGAACAUCAUCACCUCCGGUCCAAACAGAACCUCAGGGACCCAAAAUAUUCAGUCUCUGAACAGAACCCAGGUUCACCACAACGCCACUUCAAAGAGCCAACACCAGGAGAGGCCACGUGACGGCCAGAGGAGGUCAAAGGUCAGCAGGCUGUGUGGUGGCUGGCUGCCAGGUUCAUCGGUCGCUUCGGUGGAGAAAGGAACCGGAUUUCUGACCGGACUGCUGAUCUCAUCGUCCUCAGGAUGUGACGGUCACGUGUUCACCAAAGUGUCCCGUUACCUGAACUGGAUCAGACCGAAACUCCUGGCAGCAGAGGAUCACAUGACCCUCCAGAUCAGCCAGUACACAGAGGAACUCGUCAGCCAACCCAAUACGGUUUUCUGAGCACUGACAUUUGAACUUGUACUGCUGAGCUACAGAAACACCAGGUAUUCAUAGUAUUUACUGUUAAAAUGAAUCUAAACUGUGUAGGGGUCACCCCGAGGGGGAAUAAACAUUUCCACCUUUCUUUGA
This is a messenger RNA of Austrofundulus limnaeus, 624 nucleotides long. It is a transcript of the gene prozb, whose product is annotated as protein Z, vitamin K-dependent plasma glycoprotein b. The record is from RefSeq and is a predicted model, not a curated record. Gene Ontology annotation, cellular component: extracellular region. NCBI's taxonomy places the organism in Eukaryota, Metazoa, Chordata, Actinopteri, Cyprinodontiformes, Rivulidae. Gene Ontology annotation, biological process: proteolysis; blood coagulation. Gene Ontology annotation, molecular function: serine-type endopeptidase activity; calcium ion binding.